UCCUCCCGUCUGCACACAGCACAGCCAGCGGAGGAACGCCGCAGAGAAGGAGCGAUCGACGGAGACGAGAAUCGGUUUCUGCAUUCUUCAUUUUUUUAUACUAAUCGGAGCUGGAAAUGGCGUCGGCGUUGAGAUCCAGUAUUCUCCGUCAUGUUCGGGUGCCAGUGUCCCGAACCAUGGUCCUCAAUGGAUUCCGCUCGACGGCCGUCCGAUCACUGUCAGCGCACGCCGACGAUCAUCUCGACAAGAAGGAAGUGAUCGACAGAGUCCUCGACGUGAUCAAAAGCCACCCCAAAGUGGAUCCUUCGAAGGUGACUCCAGAUGUUCAUUUUACGAACGAUCUGGGAUUGGACAGCUUAGACACUGUGGAGAUUGUGAUGGCUAUAGAGGAAGAGUUUAAGCUCGAAAUUCCCGACAAGGAAGCCGACAAGAUCGACUCGUGCCCUCUUGCAAUCGAAUAUGUCUACAACCAUCCAAUGUCAAGCUAAGAUCUGUUGGAUGUUUAUGUUAUUUUUGGGUUUCAAAUUCUUAUCUUUCGAAUGCUGGUAGACAUUGCACAUCCAGUCGUUGCUGACUCUUGAGCAUCGGCAUAAAAUUUGAUCUCUGGAUGGGAAUACUUUGUCCAUGCUUGCUUGAUAAAGAUUACUCCUAAAGUGGACCCAAUAACUAGCACUGUCAUUUCUUGAAUUAACUCGGGUAAUGCAUGUUGUUCUCUA
This is a messenger RNA of Andrographis paniculata, 716 nucleotides long. Its product is annotated as acyl carrier protein 1, mitochondrial. The record is from RefSeq and is a predicted model, not a curated record. The transcript is spliced from 2 exons. Gene Ontology annotation, cellular component: mitochondrion. The coding region runs from base 117 to 488 and encodes 123 amino acids. Gene Ontology annotation, molecular function: acyl carrier activity; acyl binding. NCBI's taxonomy places the organism in Eukaryota, Viridiplantae, Streptophyta, Magnoliopsida, Lamiales, Acanthaceae. Gene Ontology annotation, biological process: fatty acid biosynthetic process.